AUGUGGGGUUACGAUGGAGGACGACUGCGUGUGGGAGCUGUGAGCAAACAUUAUGGAAGACUCCAGCACAUCUUGACUCAUCAGCAUGGUGCUGUUGGUAAUGAGCAAUGCAAUGGAAUCAAUCACCAUUUAUGCACAGCUGAACUGCAACCUAACAGUUGCAGGUUUGAUGGUGCCGCACCAGAACCUCGUAAGGGAAUAAGAAGUGGUCAUGUCCCUGGAAGCAAGUGCAUUCCUUUUCCCCAGAUGUUGGAUGCUUCUCAGACACUCUUACCAGCAGAUGAGCUUAAGAAACGAUUUGAGCAAGAAGGCAUUUCACUGGAUAAACCUGUUGUAACUUCAUGUGGCACUGGCGUAACAGCUUGUGUCCUUGCAUUGGGUUUGCAUAGACUCGGGAAGCCUGAUGUCGCCGUCUAUGAUGGAUCAUGGACUGAAUGGGGAGGUCAUCCAGACACACCUGUCGACGCAUCUUCAUAAAAUGGUAAUGCAAUACCAUCAAUAGCUUGGCAGCAAAAUUGACAGCUGAAGCCUAAUCAAAUACACAGAUUGCGGCAGAAAAGGCGAUAUCUAAAAUGUUAAAAGUUUGUCAUUUUUUUUUUUUUUUUUUUUUUUUUAUGGUGUUAAAUAUGAAAAUCUGAACCCCAGGGUCAGAAACAUUGGUGUUGAAUCCUCAAAAAGAAUACAUCUUCUGAGUGUUUUGAGUUACAUUGUUGAUUAGAAAUAAGUAACAUGUGAUGUGAGCUUAUAUUUUCUUGAAAGAAAGCAGAGUUCUGUAUCUCUA
Molecule: messenger RNA, 781 nt
Organism: Pistacia vera
Lineage: Eukaryota; Viridiplantae; Streptophyta; Magnoliopsida; Sapindales; Anacardiaceae
Product: thiosulfate/3-mercaptopyruvate sulfurtransferase 1, mitochondrial-like
Exons: 5
Coding region: 1-477 (158 amino acids)
Biological process (GO): transsulfuration
Cellular component (GO): mitochondrion
Molecular function (GO): thiosulfate-cyanide sulfurtransferase activity
Source: RefSeq, a predicted model, not a curated record